Messenger RNA from Salpingoeca rosetta, 1003 nucleotides. RefSeq lists its product as uncharacterized. NCBI's taxonomy places the organism in Eukaryota, Choanoflagellata, Craspedida, Salpingoecidae. The record is from RefSeq and is a predicted model, not a curated record. Gene Ontology annotation, cellular component: cytosol. The transcript is spliced from 7 exons. Bases 100 to 906 code for a protein of 268 amino acids.
UUUCCGUUGAUCACACCAUCACAUCCCCAUUCGCAACACACACACACACACACACACACACACACACACACACACGCAAACACACAAACCACACUCGAGAUGAACAAGACGUUGAGUGUUGCUCGGCUGUUCGCCUCUGUGCGUGCGCGCCCGUCAGCGAUGGCAGGGGCGGCGCGGAGGGCGAGUGCAGCAGUGGCAGCGAUAGGAACGACAGCGGUGGCAACGCCCGUAGGUGUAACACUGAGCAGGGCUGGUCAUCGGACGGGCUUGCGACCAGCAGGAGCCACUGUAGCUGCAGUGAUGCGGCGAGGCAUGGCAGGUCACAGCAAAUGGGCCAAUAUCAAGCACAAGAAGGGCCUUGCAGACCGCAAGCGAGCACAGCUCUUUCAGAAGCUGUCCAGCCAGUUCCUUGUCUUUGCAGAGGCGCAGAAGCGCGAUCACGUCGUGCCUGAUAUCAGGCGUGUGACAAACAAGCACGGCGGAACGAUUGGCAAGGACGGCAGCUCCAUGUGGGCCUUCAAGCACCAGGGGGUGGUGAGUGUGCCUGCGUCUGUAAUGGAUGCGAUGGAUGUGGAGGAGCUUGCCAUUGAUAUCGACGCAGAGGACGUCGAACUGCCGCACGACCAAGACGAUGAUGAUGAUGACGAUGAUGAUGAUGAUGAUGAAGCACCAGUGAGGAUCAUCUGUCAGCCAACCGAUCUUGGCCGCAUAUCCCAAGCACUCAAGGAGCGCGGCGUUGAAGUGGAGGCGGCGGAGGUCGAGUACAUCCCAACCAAUAUGGCCACGCCAUCGAAGAAAGAAGAGGCGACGGUGCGGACGCUGCUUGGCCGGUUGGAGGAGUGCGAGAACGUGACGCAGGUCGUGUCAAACAUCGGAGAUGCACACGCUGAUGCAGACGAGGAAUAAAUUUUUUCGGGGACUUAGCUCGAGGGAUGGUGAUUGUGAGCAGGCCAGCACGCCAAUGAAUUGAUUUUGAUGCUCCUCAAUACACCAGUCACACCCA